AUGUUCACCCUUUCGUCAAACAUCUCGCCCCGCGCCAGUGGUGUAGUACGCACAAGCAGCGGCUGCGGGCGGCUGCCGUUCAGCACAGGUCACGCGUUGCGUUACGGGGGCGGGCCUCUCUUCAACCUCGGCGGCCUGGGCGCUUCACGAGAGGCCCAGUAUCUCUCCAAGGAGCGCGGCAUCCCGCGCACCGAGUACUCGGCCAACAUCCACCUUAUCCGCUCUAGCGAGGUCGACCCGUUCGCGCCGGCCCCCGGCUCGACCCGCACCGCCGCCGCCAGGGCAGCCGCUCGGGCUCAGGCCGAAGCCCACUCCCAGCUCGCAUCAGCUGCUGUUCCGAAUGGCAGAGCCGCCCCCGAUCCCGCGGCACACGGAGGCCUGGCAGCCAUGGCUGCCCAGCUGCAGGCCCUGAGGGACGAGCUCGCCGAGACCAAGAGGGUCUUGCGGGGGGUGCAGGCCAGACGAGAGAGACCUGGGAAUUCCAUGGCCUCCCAUCUGCUCAGCACCGCCAUCAUACUCACUCUCAUGUUCUUCAUUGGCAAGGACGUAAGCCAGAGGGUCACAGGGCCGUCAAAGCCUGCAGACAGCCUUAUCGAGGCACACCCCCUCGCCGACGCAGUCGACGAAGCAACAGCGCAACGCCAGAGGGAUGCACCCGUCGAGGAACAAGCCCUGGCUGAGUCUGGACUGACAUCUUUCGAAGGCGAGCCUGCCGUGCUGGGAAACUAUCCAAGGAGAUCUGUGCUGAGCGGCCUCUUCUGGGCCAGAACAUGA
Messenger RNA from Diaporthe citri, 774 nucleotides. RefSeq lists its product as uncharacterized. The record is from RefSeq and is a predicted model, not a curated record. The transcript has a single exon. The coding region runs from base 1 to 774 and encodes 257 amino acids. Lineage: Eukaryota; Fungi; Ascomycota; Sordariomycetes; Diaporthales; Diaporthaceae.